CUAAAACAAAAGACUGCUUCUUCUCUUGAAUCAAAGAAAAAAAUAAUGUCACGAGUCCUCGUGGUUAUCAUCGUUCUUGUCUCCGCUUUGUCGGUUUCAGCGGCAGAGAAAGAGAAGAAAGGUGCUUAUGACGCGGCUUCAACGAACUACAAGGUGCUGUCACCACUUGGAUCGGGCCAAGAGCGAGUUCAAUGCUUGGCCAGAGGAUCCUGUAACCAGAAGAUCCUCACUUGUCCUAAGGAAUGCCCCGAAAGGAAACCGAAGAUGAACAAGAAGGAAAAAGCCUGUUUCAUCGACUGUAGCAGCAAGUGUGAAGUCACCUGCAAAUGGAGGAAAGCAAACUGCAAUGGGUAUGGUUCUUUGUGUUACGACCCGAGAUUUGUGGGAGGAGAUGGAGUAAUGUUCUAUUUCCACGGAAAUAAAGAUGGGAACUUUGCCAUCGUCUCUGACGAGAAUCUUCAAAUCAAUGCACAUUUCAUCGGUACAAGACCCGCUGGUAGAACCAGAGACUUCACAUGGGUUCAAGCCUUCUCAGUCAUGUUCGAUAGUCAGAACCUCGUCAUCGCGGCCAAGAAGGUUUCGUCUUGGGACGAUUCUAUAGACUCUCUCGUUGUGAGAUGGAAUGGAGAAGAAGUCGACGUCCCGACAGGAGGUGAAGCAGAGUGGAGAAUCAAUCUUGAAGAAAGGGAAGUUGUUGUUGAGAGAACAGAUGAGAGGAAUAACUUGAGAGUCACGGUUUCUGGGAUUGUUCAGAUGGAUAUUAAGGUUAGACCAAUUGGGAAAGAAGAAGAUAGAGUUCAUAACUAUCAGCUGCCUGAAGGUGAUGUUUUUGCUCAUCUAGAGACUCAGUUUAAGUUCUUUAACCUGAGUGAUCUCGUUGAGGGCGUUUUGGGGAAAACAUAUCGGCCUGGAUACGUUAGUCCGGUUAAGGUCGGAGUCCCGAUGCCGAUGAUGGGUGGAGAAGACAAUUAUCAGACUCCUUCUCUGUUCUCACCUCUCUGUAAUGUCUGUAGGUUCCAAGGCAAACCUGGUCCUGGUAUCGCUAAGUACUAAAAAUCUUCAAAGUUUUGUACGUUUUUAUUUAUCGAGUUGUGUUUAAAUUAAGGUUCUAAUUGUAGUGUUUUGUGUCUUUGUGUUUGUUAUCUGGAUCCAAUACAUAAUAAAAUGUAUUUCCUUAUGUUUACUCGUUUGGAUUUAUUGUUGCUUAUGCCACAAGAAACAUGUAAACCAAACAUAUGGGUUAAGAGUUAUAUUCUAGGGCUUAACUUAGAAACAAUUUAGUCGAGCUUCUGCUUCUUCUGCAAGUAAUUUUGCAUCCUCUGGAAUUUAAGAAUAGCCCAAACCAUAUGCCAGAGCCCUAACUCCGGCCAAAGAGCCGCCGUGGUAUGAAGGAGGGACCCUGAAGUCUGCCACGUCAUGAAGUUACUCAGCCGAUUUCGUCCUCCGGUUCUUAUUAGAAGAUCCGGAUCCGGAGCAAUCGUUGUAUACAUACACUCUUCAACAUCACUCACCUCCAAAACUAGAGGACCAUCUCCAUUAUCACACUUUCUCAAACAAGAUUCUCGAACAGCGUGAACAAUCUCGUGACUUGUGCUGUAAGCAACGCAAACCACAACCGUCAGACCUCUAUUGUCCUUGGUGACUUCCAUCAGUCUCUGCGCCGCGACCCUAAGAGGCUCGUUUAUGGAAUUCAUAUCACCGGCGAAGAUAACUCUCACGCCUUUUAGAUACCCGGAGUUAGCUUGAUCAAUCGAGAGCUCAACUUUCUCCAGCAUCAGAUCCAUCAUACACUUGACCUCUUGAGCUUCUCUCCUGAAAUUAUCGACAGCAAACGCGUAGAUUGUUACGUACGGUACACCAAUCUCUUUGCAGUACUGCAGGAUAUAUGUCACGGAUACGAAACCGGCUCUGUGUCCUGCGUCUAGGCCUUUAAGUUUGUGUUUCUUAGCGAAUCUGCGGUUCCCAUCCAUGAUGAAUGAGAUGUGAUUUGGGAUUGGACCGACGCAUAGAAUUCUGAAUAUGAAUCUCCUCAUUAGACCCAUUAAAGCGAUGAAGAUUUGAGUGAAUUCGCCUACUUCAUCUCGGGUAUUCAUCUCGGAAACCUGGAUUUUUGUGGUUAUAGGAAUGAAGAAUUCAAGAACAUUGUGGUUUUUUCUUGGUUUGUUGUGACUGAA
Molecule: messenger RNA, 2174 nt
Organism: Thlaspi arvense
Lineage: Eukaryota; Viridiplantae; Streptophyta; Magnoliopsida; Brassicales; Brassicaceae
Source: the annotation of a GenBank genome assembly